Molecule: messenger RNA, 349 nt
Organism: Ceratina calcarata
Lineage: Eukaryota; Metazoa; Arthropoda; Insecta; Hymenoptera; Apidae
Product: DNA damage-regulated autophagy modulator protein 2-like
Exons: 2
Source: RefSeq, a predicted model, not a curated record
GUACACUAUAUCGGUUCAAUGGGAGCAUGUGGUACCAGGAUUUCCAUACAUAUCGGAAACGGGCACGUUGUCCCCGGAGUCGUGCAUAUUUGCCCAGUUCCUUAACAUAGCCGCGCUGCUCCUCGCCUGUUGCGUCUAUAUCAGACACCGGCAAGUGUCCCAAUGGCAAUUGGAAAGGGGUAACGAUCUCGUUAACAAGAAGAUCGUUACUAUGUCUGCUUGGUGCGGUGCCCUGGCUUGUUUUGGCCUGGAUAUUUUAGCGAAUUUUCAAGAAGCCCGCGUAGUCGCGGCUCAUAUGAUCGGAGCUAUGACGUGCUUCACGGCUGGCACCGUUUAUUUUUGUCUUCAG